AUGUCAGGCUUCAGCGGCGAGCUCAUCGACUACCUGGAGGGUAGGAUUACAUUUGAAGAGUUUGACAGGAGGAGAGACGAGAGGAAAGCCAAGGAGGCUCUAGUGUCAGCUGAAAAUGAGGUGGUGCACCCUUCCACGUCUACGCAUAACCCGCCUCAAACUGAAGACGGGGUUAGCCCUGGAGUUCAGCAAGCCUUUGCCUCAAUGAUGGGUGAAUCUACCGAGCAAAUCUUGUCAGAUGAGGACAAUGACAGUUUGGGCUAUGUUGAUGACAAGAAUGACGAGGAUUAUACGUUGGAGGAGGAGGAAGAGGAAGAAAAGUUGAAGUUAAAAGUUAAAGGGAAGAAGCCAAGGAAGAGAGGGAGGGCUAAAAACGAAGAAAAGGGAAAUGAGGAUUUGACGGUGGGAGACGUUCUUGCAUUAGAGAUGGAGCUAAACCGUGAAAACAAGAAAAUGCUAAAGGAACGGCGCAACCGCAGUAAACUUCCCCGAGCACUCAGAGGCCUGAUGGGUGAAGCUAACAUUCGUUAUGCCAGAGGAGAGAAAGAAGAUGCGAUUGCCAUGUGUAUGGAGAUCAUACGACAAGCUCCACUGGCCUACGAUCCUUUCUCCACGCUGGCCAUGAUCUAUGAGGAUGAAGGCGACAUGGACAAAGCGCUGCAGUUCAGUCUGAUUGCAGCCCAUCUCAACCCCUCCGACUGUGAGGAGUGGAUCAGGCUAGCCGAGAUUUCGUUGGAACAGGACAACAUCCGGCAAGCUCUAGUUUGCUACAACAAAGCCGUCAAGUAUGCUCCCACCAACGUACGCUAUCUUUGGGACCGCUGCGGUCUCCUCAUGCGUCUUGGGGAGCACAAGCAAUGCAUGGAUGGCUACCGCCGAAUCCUGUCCCUGCUGCCAAUGGAUGAAGGGGAGCACUUUAUACAGCUUUCGAAGGACAUGGCCAAGAGCUAUUAUGAAAGUGGAGACCUGCCCUCAGCACUCGGUGUUAUGGAAGAGGCUCUGGCACGACACCCGAACCUGGUCAGCGACGACAUCGUCAACAUGUCUGCUGAGCUCUACAUCACCAACCACCAGUAUGAAAAGGCUUUGCAGGUCUUGGUCCAUUUUGUGGGUGUUGUCUUGGUCCAGGAUGAAGGUCACUCAGACUCCUCUGGUAAAGAGGAUAAUUUGUCUGAAAAUACAAGUGAGAAAAAAGAGGAGGACAAAGAGGCCAAACCAGUGGACACAUCAGAAAUGGCAUCAGUGGAUAAAUCAAAAAUCAAAGAUGUUCAGGUUCCAGACAGCAUCCCGGUUGAUCUUAAGGCCAAACUGAUUGUCUGCCUUAUCCAUAUACGCAUCUCUGCACCCUUGGAGGCUUUAGUGAGCUCAUUGAUGGAGCAAAGUGCAGAGGAAAUUGGUGACUUAUACUUGGAUGUAGCUGAGGCCUACCUGGAGGUGGGAGAGUACCUGUCUGCUCUCCCUUUGCUGUCUGUGCUUGUCAUAUCUGAGAAAUACAACUUGGCUGUUGUCUGGCUUCGGCACGCAGAGUGCCUGAAGGCAUUGGGUGAAAUGAAAGCGGCUGCGGAAAGCUUUACAAAGGUGGUGGAGUUGGCGCCGCAGCAUUUAGAGGCACGGCUGUCUCUGGCCACCCUGCAGCAACAACUCGGUCAGCCGGAUUGUGCCCUCAAAGCGCUGGAGCCAAUGUAUGACAAUGAGACGCUUUCCCAAGACUCAUCUGCCGCGCAAAAGGAACUAAAACUGCUGCUGCAUCGGUCCACACUGUUGAAAACACAGGGACUGAUCCAACAAUAUUUGGAUGCUGUGAUAACUAUGAUGUCCAUGCUGCUCAAGGUGGCCAUGCAACGAGCCAAAGUGUGUGUGCGCUCUGUCAUUGUGUCAGGAGAGAACCGUCUGCGUUUGGUGAAGGUUGAAAGCAUGCUGUCGGACAUUGAUGACCAAGAAAAAGCCUAUUUGGACAUUACAUGUAAAACCAACAUCCUGUCCAAAGAGGACUGGUGGCAGCUGUUGCUAAGCUGUGUGCUCACAUUGUGCGACGUGAAACGCUACGAAGAGGCAGAGUUAAUGGUCGACUCUGCGAUGGAGUUCUACUCUUUCUACGAUAUUAAGCCCAGGAGGAAGGAGUUGGAGUUCCUUGGACUCUCUGCCAGCAUCUUGGAUCGAGACCACCACAAGGCUUAUGACUACAUCAGAUUGAUGCUGAUGGAAAAUGUGGACCAGUCCCAGCUUUGGAAUAUAUUUAACCAACUGACGAUAUCCUCCCACCACCAACGUCAUCAUCGAUUUUGUCUGCGUCUGCUUUUGAAGCAUCCAGAAAACCAUGCCCUGUGUGUUCUCUGCGGACACAAUGCCAUGGUCUCGGGCAGCUUCAAACACGCCCUGGGUAACUACAUUCAGGCCUUCCAGUCUCAGCCUGAUGACCAUCUCCUCAACAUGUUUGUGGGCAUCAACUUAUUUAACAUGGCAUCUCAGAAAUAUGUGGCAAAGAGGCACACACUGAUUGUUCAGGGUUUCGCAUUCCUGCAUCGAUAUGUGGAGCUACGUGGGGAGUGUCAGGAGAGCAUGUAUAACUGUGCCAGAGCAUUGCACCAAGUAGGCCUUACACACUUAGCCAUUCAUUACUACCAGAAGUGUCUUCUACUCCCUGUAGAGAAACUGGAGGGUAUUGCUGUUGAACAAGUUGAUCUGAGGAGGGAGGCCGCCUUCAAUCUGUCCCUCAUCUACCAGGCCAGCGGCAACGUUGAGAUGGCCCGCCAACUCAUCAGCACACACUGCGUCAUUUAA
Messenger RNA from Nerophis lumbriciformis (worm pipefish), 2781 nucleotides. Lineage: Eukaryota; Metazoa; Chordata; Actinopteri; Syngnathiformes; Syngnathidae. The record is from RefSeq and is a predicted model, not a curated record.